Prorocentrum cordatum is the source of this 2080-nucleotide messenger RNA. The record is from the annotation of a GenBank genome assembly. Lineage: Eukaryota; Dinophyceae; Prorocentrales; Prorocentraceae.
GCACCCGCGCGGGCUCGGCCCAGUGCAGGUCUGGCUCCUUCAUCACGUCCGCCUGCCGCUCCGCCAGGAGCGCCCGCUCCCCGCUACCGCAGCUCGCCGCCACCCCCCGCGGGCCGCCGCCCCGCCACGGGCACCACACUGGCGGUGCGCGGCCGUCUACCGCCCCUGGGGAGGCCUCGGCGCCGCGGCCGCUUCCCCGGGGCCCCCCGUGCGACGGGGGCGGCGCGCGGCCGACGACGGCCCCAAGCGAGGCGCCUGCGGGGUGGCCGCCGGUGCGCGAGGCGGAGGCGUGCGCCGCCCGCGCGCAGACCGCGCCUGGCGCGCCGCGCAGCCCCCGCGAGGGAGGCGGCAGCCCGCGCCGCGCGUGGUGGCGCGGCCUGCUGUCCUGCCACAGCGGCCCGGCGGAGGAUGGCGCCGCCGCGGCCGCCGUCCUCUCGCUGAAUUCCUUGCCCACAGCGGGCGCGUCGACGGCGUCGGCGGCGAGCGCGCGCUCCGCGUCGGACCACCUGGCGUGGGCCAAGCUCAUCAGGCGAUCGCAGGGGACCUGGUGGCAGCGCCGCCGCUCGCUCGCGGCCACCGCGCCCGCGGGCCCUGGAAUCCGCGCCGCGUCGGCGAGGUCGUGCGCGAAGCUGCGCGCCCCAGGGCCGUCGGGCUCGGACUGGACGGGCUCGCUGAGGGACGGGGAGUGGACCUCGACGAUGCGCGCCAGGGACGCGGAGGCCCAGGUGCGGCAGCAGCGCCGCCAGCGCCGCUCCAGCGUGGGGUACGCGAGCAGCGCCACGCAAAGACGUCGAGGGCGGCGCUGCAGAGGCUGCCCUUCCUCGAGCACCUGCGGGCGCCGAAGGCACGCCCGAGCGCCGGGGGCGCGCCGCGCGGGGCGCCGCCGCGGGCGCAGGCCGCCGAGGGGGGCGCGGGCGCCAAGCAGGCCGCGCGCCGCCCCCCGCCGCUCGCCGUGCUCGAGCGGGAGGGGGCGCCGAGCCCGGAGAAGCCGCGGGCGGCGAAGCAGGCGCACGCCUGGACGGCCUCGGUGACCCCUGCGGCCGGGGCCGCGGAGCCCGCCGCCUCGCCCCGCGGUUCGUGGCGCGGCAGCGUCGCGAGGGACAGGGCGUCGCCCAGGAACACCGCGGUGUACGCGGUCGCCCAGCCUGAGAGCCCUCGCAGCGCGCCCGUGCCCAGCGGCUUCAUCCCUCCGCAGGAUGGGCCGGCCAGCCCCGGCGGCAAGCAUAAGCCGACGUCGCGCCGGGCUUCGCUGGCGCUGGCGCCGCCGGACGCGGCCGAGGUCCUCAGCCCCAAGACGCUCGUGCGGACCCAGACCCGGCAGAGCUGGAUCUACAGCGGGUUCGCAAUUGGGGAGGAGGAGCGGGCCCAGGCGGCCCAGGCCGAGAUCGACGCUUCGGCGGCAGUCGUGGCAGAGGAACCGACGCUGGAGCAGGAGCCGCUGUUUGAGCGAUGGCGCGCCCUCUUCUCGCUGGAGCUCCUCGACGCCAUCGCCGAGGAGUUCGACGAGCUCCCGCUCCGCAGCGCCGGCAGGUUCGCUACCAGGCCGCAGCUGGAGCGGACCGUGGCCACCGUGCUGAACGUGACCAAGAAGACCGCGAAGGAGAUGCUGGACGCCCAGGCGCUCGACCUGAACGAACAGGGCAGGAUGGAGCUGCAGGGCUUCCCCUGUCUCCUGCAGAUCUUCGCCGACGGGGUGCAGUGGCUUCACCGCGAGAGGGCCGAGUGCCUCUGGAACGCCGCCGACCUGGAGCUCAUCCGUCAGGUGUACAUCUCGUACGUCAAGCGCGCGGGCAGGUCCCUGGCCGCAGGGGACGCCAUGCCCCUGUCCGCGAUCCAGAAGGCGCUCACCUCGCUGGAGGAGCGGGGCGUGGCCACUGGGUGGCUGGCGGAGCGGGCGGAGCUGCUGGAGCAAGUCGUGCGGAGCGUCACGAGCGCCAGCGUGUGCAAGACCCACACGGGCAGGAGCCUAGAGGACACCUUGACGCAAAGGGAGUUCCUGCAGAUCGUCUGCCUGGCCAUGCACGAGAAAGAGGUCGACGCCCGCCGGCGCGAGUUCCGCUCGGAGGAGAGUGCGCGGGAG